Triticum dicoccoides is the source of this 978-nucleotide messenger RNA. RefSeq lists its product as uncharacterized. The transcript has a single exon. NCBI's taxonomy places the organism in Eukaryota, Viridiplantae, Streptophyta, Magnoliopsida, Poales, Poaceae. The record is from RefSeq and is a predicted model, not a curated record. Bases 65 to 781 code for a protein of 238 amino acids.
AGGAGAAACGAUAUUCCAGCCUUCCCCGCCCCGGCACACCAUCGCGCCUCUCCACCCUCUCCCCAUGGCCGCCGCACGCGACCUUGCCGGCAACCAGCCCGGAUCCACCCGCGUCUGCAUCGGAGAAGACGUCGCCUGGUCGGACGUCACAGGCGUCUACGACCGCGACGACUCCCUCAAGGAGAACACCAACCCAAAAUGCUUCAUUGUCAAGAACUACCCCGGCCACAAGGCCGGCAACGGCGCGGCGCGGCGGUUCUCGGGCAACCUGAAGCCUACGGCGGCGCCCAUCAUCGGGAUCUCCGGAAACCUCGGCCAGGGGUGUGCCCGGCGGCACCGCCCACCUGCGAUGUUCCCAAAGAACGCCAAGACCGGCGGCGGCGGGCGCAACCCGAAGCCGGCGGUGCCAGAGCCGGGAUCGCCCAAGGUAUCCUGCAUGGGGAAGGUCCUAUCGGGACGAGAGCGCGACCGCCGCCGGGAGCUGAUCUCCCGGGAGAAGAUGAAGGGCGGCUGCUGCCCCUGGUUCGGUUUCCCGAUCCGUCCCAGCCGCUCGAGGAAGAGCGCCGUGGAGAGCGUCGACUGGUCUCCGCCUCCCAGGCUGCCUCUGGCCUAUGUGGAGCGUAAGAUGGAGGCGAAGGAGGUCAGCACGGAUCAGGCAGCGCCGCCCGCGCCGGCGCCGGCGCUGGCAGGGAUGAGGCGGUUCGCGUCUGGUAGGCGCGUGGCGGAUUGGGCGGCCGGGACGGAAGAGGAUGGACGCUUGGCGAGAUCUGGGCCGUUGUAGCGCGUGUAGGGCUGCUGAAUACUACUCGAAGACUUGUAGUAGAUGACAGUCUGGUCCGUGGCUUUCUGUUGGUUGUUGCUAUGCUUUCAGAGUAGGCGUGUAGAUUUGCCAGAAAAAAGCGUGUAGGAUGAGGAUUGAGUUUGAGGUAAGGGGUUAACUACACCAUGACUGUCAUAUACUAUCUUUAUCUUGGUUUA